AUGUCUCAUACUGUAAAGAUUUACGAUACAUGCAUUGGUUGUACUCAAUGUGUUCGUGCGUGCCCAACUGAUGUUUUGGAGAUGGUACCUUGGGAUGGGUGUAAAGCUAGUCAAAUCGCGUCAGCACCGCGAACUGAAGAUUGCGUAGGUUGUAAACGUUGUGAAUCUGCAUGCCCGACUGACUUUUUAAGUGUUCGUGUAUAUUUAGGUCCUGAAACUACUCGUAGUAUGGGAUUAGCUUAUUAA
Messenger RNA from Auxenochlorella protothecoides, 246 nucleotides. Its product is annotated as Photosystem I iron-sulfur center. Gene Ontology annotation, cellular component: thylakoid membrane; photosystem I. NCBI's taxonomy places the organism in Eukaryota, Viridiplantae, Chlorophyta, Trebouxiophyceae, Chlorellales, Chlorellaceae. Bases 1 to 246 code for a protein of 81 amino acids. The record is from RefSeq and is a predicted model, not a curated record. Gene Ontology annotation, molecular function: electron transfer activity; 4 iron, 4 sulfur cluster binding. The transcript has a single exon. Gene Ontology annotation, biological process: photosynthetic electron transport in photosystem I; photosynthesis.